AUGGCCAAGCGCACCAAGAAGGUCGGCAUCGUCGGAAAGUACGGCACCCGCUAUGGCGCCUCUUUGAGGAAAAUGGCCAAGAAGCUAGAGACGACCCAACACUCGAAGUACACGUGCGCCUUCUGCGGAAAGGAAGCAAUGAAGAGGUCGGCCGUCGGAAUCUGGGAAUGCUCGAAGUGCCACAAGAAGGUCGCUGGAGGAGCCUACGUCUACAGCACCGUCACUGCUGCCACCAUCAGAUCAACCAUCCGUCGCCUGCGGGAUCUCAAGGAG
Molecule: messenger RNA, 273 nt
Organism: Mesorhabditis spiculigera
Lineage: Eukaryota; Metazoa; Nematoda; Chromadorea; Rhabditida; Rhabditidae
Source: the annotation of a GenBank genome assembly